Molecule: messenger RNA, 1416 nt
Organism: Daldinia vernicosa
Lineage: Eukaryota; Fungi; Ascomycota; Sordariomycetes; Xylariales; Hypoxylaceae
Exons: 1
Coding region: 292-1158 (288 amino acids)
Cellular component (GO): mitochondrion
Source: RefSeq, a predicted model, not a curated record
UGCAUCCUACCAAGCUUUUAGGAUCGCAAUGUGGCAUAGAAGUCGUCAUUGCUUAGCCCCACAUCGCCGCUCUCCACAUGCAAUUCCGUAUUCUAGAUAUUCUAUUCCGUAGAUAUCCCCAACUCGAGCUUCAUCUCAACAAUUUCUAAAGCUACGGAAAGCCGUUUCUCCUCCCACAUCCUACGGUAGGAUUGUGCUCCCCGGCGGAUAUAAAUUGAACCCAGGGACUUACUUCCUACGGAUCUAGUAUUUUCAAAAAUCCGCGUUACGAUUAAACAGAGAGCGUCCAAAAUGUCAUCCACCAUCCACGCCCGCUGGCUGCGACAAGCCCGCUUCCUCUCCACCCACUCCCGACCUUCAAACCCAACCACACCUAUACACGCCCUGCGCAUCCGAACUACACCUCACCCACGAAACAGACGCUUCCAAUCCACCAACCAAUCCUCCCCUCCGGACCCCUCCUCCGAGUCCCAAGCCCGCCAAACCCGACGCUUCGACGCCAUCCUCACGCGCACCAGCCGCUGGCUCCCCAAGCGUCUCCGGCCGUAUCUCGAAAAGCUGCGCUCGGCGCCGUUCUCGCAUGUAGCAGCGUUUCUAGUGCUACACGAAAUCACAGCCGCGGUCCCGUUGCUCGGGCUAGCAUACGCUUUCCACCGCGCCGACUGGAUGCCGACGGCAUGGGUGCUAGGGCCGUGGGCGGCGUGGGCGGAGGAGGGGUUGGCGCGGUAUAUGCGCUGGUUUCGGAAGAAAGGCUGGUUUGGGCUGGGAGACGAGGCGGAUGGGGGGAAGGAGGGUGAGGAGAAGUUGGAGAGGAGGUUAAAGGCGGAGAUGGAGAAGGAGAAAGGGAGAAGUGGGGGGAGUUGGUUUGGGUCUUGGAGGCGGAAAGGUGAGGAUGAUGUUGGUGAUAUAUCUAUGAGUGAAGAACAUGUAGAUGGAGCUGGGGAGGGCAAAAGUGCAAAGGCUUGGCGGAAGGUCAAGGAUACAGUCACAGCCGAGAAUACGGAAAAGGGGUAUAAGAUUGGUAUACAAAUUGCAGCGGCCUACGCAAUAACAAAAGCGUUGCUAAUACCUAGGAUAGCAAUCAGUCUAUGGGCGACCCCUUGGUUAGCCAGGGGGUUUGUAACCGCGAGGCGCUCCUUGUGGAAAAAGCGUAGCUAGGAAUAAAGCCACUCCCGUCUAAACAUGCAAACGUAGCAUUACGGAUAGAGGCUUCUAUUUGUCUAUAAUUCUUGGUUUAUUGCAAUGUGCACUUUUAGUCUGAUCCGACUACAUGAUUUUGUCUGUUUCGCUUGUCCAAGCCAGAUCAAACUACCCUCACGUCAUGCGGAUUUCUAUCACAAUAGUUUUUUUUCUACUCGUAGAUCCACUUAGCUUGGGCGCUCUCCCAGUUGACAAGGUCGCCCUCGUUGAACCACA